UCUCUCACUCCGAGCACCUUUAUAUUGAAGGCUCCGCUCCUCCUCCUGCAAGAGCAUCUCUCCCGCCGCAUUGGGAGGCUCACCGGAGUCCGGAAAAAGAUGACGACUUGUCCUCUUUUCCUGUUACUUGUGUUGGCUUUACUCACAGGGAAUGGAGCGUUUCCAGUGGGGAAGGAUGGCCAAAGAGAGGAUGCGGUGACAAGAUGUUUGGUGGAGGUUCUGUCCAAAGCUCUCUCCCAACCGGACACCCAACUGGAUGAAGAGUGUAAGGAGAUCCUCCAAGCAGGACUUAAACAGCCUCCGCCGGAGAAGAGCAGCAACGAGGUCAGCUAUGAAGAGCCGGUCAAAGAUCAUGAACAAGGGGCCGAAGCCAAGGGCUUGAAUGCACAAGACAUCCAAGACCUCCUGAAGUCUGUGGAGCCCAAGCAGGAGACCUCAAAGGACGAACACAAUCAGGAAUCAUGGAGUCUGGAGAAGAGACACCAGGAAGACAACGGCGAGGGAGAGGAGGAGCAGGAACGGGAGAAGAGAAGCAGCUGGAGGCCAGGAAGAUUCCACCAGAAGCAGCAUAAACGUGACGAGGAGUCUUUGGGAGGAGAGUCCAAAGAGGAGGAGGAGGUGGACGAAGAACGCAGUCAGGAGUCCUGGGAUUUUGGCCGAAGGAGCGACGACGACCAAGAGGAGCCCGACAAGCACAUUUGGAAGCCCUCCCAUCGAUACCACCACAAAAAGAAGUUCCACAAGCGUGGAGACGAGGAAGAGGACUACGAACGCAGUCAGGAGUCAUGGGGGCUCGACGAUGAGAGGGACAAGAGGGAAUGGAGACCCGGGAGAUACCACCAGAGGAGACACAAGAGGGACGAAGAACUCUCAGAGGAACCCAGAGAGGAGCUAGAUAUGGAACGCAGUCAGGAGUCAUGGGGGCUCGACGAUGAGAGGGAUAAGAAAGACUGGAGGCCUGGGAGAUACCAUCAAAGAAGACACAAGCGUGAUGAGGAACUGUCAGAGGAACCCAGAGAGGAACCAGAUGAUGAACGUAGCCAGGAGUCGUGGGGUCUCGACGACGAGAGGGACAAGAGGAAAUGGAGAGCCAUGAGAUACCAUCAGAGGAGACACAAGAGGGACGAGGAACUCUCAGAGGACCCAGAUGAGGAACGUAGCCAGGAAUCUUGGGAUUUUGACACCGACCGAUACAAGAGAGACUGGAGACCGGGUAGAUACCACCAGAGGAGGCACAAGCGAGAUGAGGAACUCUCAGAGGAUCCUGAUGAGGAACGUAGCCAAGAAUCUUGGGAUUUUGAUACUGACAGAUACAAGAGAGACUGGAGACCGGGGAGAUACCACCAGAGGAGGCACAAGCGAGAUGAGGAACUCUCAGAGGAUCCUGAUGAGGAACGUAGCCAAGAAUCUUGGGAUUUUGAUACUGACAGAUACAAGAGAGACUGGAGACCGGGGAGAUACCACCAGAGGAGACACAAGCGAGAUGAGGAACUCUCAGAGGAUCCAGAUGAGGAACGUAGCCAGGAAUCUUGGGAUUUUGACACAGACAGAUACAAAAGGGAGUGGAGACUGGGAAGAUACCACCAGAGGAGACACAAGCGGGACGAGGAACUCCCAGAGGAAGCCAGAGAGGAACAAGAUGAGGAACGCAGCCAGGAAUCAUGGGACUUUGACACCGGGAGGGAAAAGAAGACCUGGAGGCCUGGGAGAUAUCACCAGCAGAAGCCCAAGUUUGACGAAGAACUCUCCGAGGAGAAGAGGGACGAAUCGGAUGGAGACCGCAGUCAGGAGUACUGGAGCUUCGACAAGAGACACAACGAAGAUGACGACAUAGACUUUGGAAAGCGCAUUUGGAAACCGUCACAUCGGUACCACCACCAGAAAUAUCACAAGCCUGGAGGGGAGGAGUUGUCUGAAGAUGAAGACCUGAGGGAUAACUCUGACAAUUUGGAGGGCAGAGGUGAAGCUCUGAGGUAUCUGGCUGACAAGCGAAACCCUUGGAUCUACAGAGGCUACUACCAUCCCGCCUGGUUCAAAAGGGAUCCAGAGGACCGUGCUGCCCUAAAUAAGAUGGAUGAGGCGGCCAUGCUGCUGAGUCAAAAGAUCAACCAGUUCGCCCACCAGAAGGCAUCAAAGGGAGCCACGCACCCAAGGGCGCUCACUCCGCGCGAGGAGAACGCACGGGAAAACCUGGCGGCAAUGGAUGUGGAGAUGAAGAACAUCGCUGCCAAGUUGCAUGAUAAAGAAUGAGCUUCGCUUUCGACGUUUCAAUGGAAAACACACACACACACACAGUUUGUCACGUCUGCCAAGUUAAUGUGCGUAAAAAAACAACUUUAAAAUCCCAACUGUGGAGCCUUGCUUAAAAAACAUUGAAUGAAAAUGUUAUUAUUGUAUUUGUGCUAUUUUGAUGUGACAUCCUGAACGUGAGCAUGGGAAUGUUUUUUGAUGUUUAUACAUAGAAAUCCUCCAAUAUUGACUGAUGUCAUCGUCUUUACAAGUGUUUGUGCUCAAUAAAAGUUAUUCUGGGACCAAA
Phyllopteryx taeniolatus (common seadragon) is the source of this 2536-nucleotide messenger RNA. It is a transcript of the gene chgb, whose product is annotated as chromogranin B. Gene Ontology annotation, cellular component: secretory granule. Bases 100 to 2250 code for a protein of 716 amino acids. The transcript has 7 exons. The record is from RefSeq and is a predicted model, not a curated record. Lineage: Eukaryota; Metazoa; Chordata; Actinopteri; Syngnathiformes; Syngnathidae.